CCCGCCGCCCUUCGCCGCUCCUCCAAGCAAAGCCCGCCUUUUUCUCGCAGCCCCGCCCGCUGAGGGACGCCGCCAUGUUGCGGGGAGCUUCGGCGAGGCGGGGACAGCGGUUGGGGCUGCUGCGCUGGUACCAGAUCCCGCUGUCCUCGGCUCGCGUGCCCCGCUCGGGGCUCUUUAGCUCUUCCUUCCAGUACAGCCUUUGUUCCUACCAGCAGCUCCGUGUCAGUAAGCACCUGCGGGUGGGCCGCCCCUUCCUCCCGCCGCCCCUCGGCCCGGUGGAUCCGCGUCCCCCGGCCUCCCCGCCCCCACCGCAGCCCCACAGCGCCGAGCCAGGUGAGGCCUGCCCUGGGUGCCCCAUGCAGCUCCGCAGCAUCCGCCAGGGGCCAAGCAGGGCACGACGGCCUCGUGCCGGUCCACGGCGUUCGGCCCAGCAGGGCUCAGCCUCGCGCUCCCCACGCAGCGCAGUGCGGCCCAGCAGCAUCACUGAGAGCAGGACGGUGCUGCAGCGAGCAGAGGACGUGGCAGCAACAUCCUCCAGCGACAGCGAGGAGGAGCUGAUCCCUCUGAAGGAGCUGCUGGCGUGCAGUGGGCCCUCAAGCCCUGCUGAGCACAGUGAGGUUGCAUGCCUGCAGCCAGACCCGCUUGCCAACAGCCUGGAUGCACUGCUGCUGGAGAAAAGGGAGCAGCGCGUGGCCAACGCCGGGCAGCCCAGCCUGACGCAGGCCGGCGUGGACAACCUCCAGGAGUCAUCAGACGAGGACACGCAGCUCCUGGAGGAGCAGAGGGCCUUCCUGUCCCGCUUCAACAUGAAGCUGCUCGCCUUCCCCGCCACGCACCCCGGGGAGCCCAUCUUCCACGCCUGCCCGCUCCCACCGCCCACCCUGGACACCCGUGGGCUGCAGCCUCGCAGCGUCCUGGAGCAGAAUUUCCUCGACGCCUCGCCUGCCUCCCAGCUGGCUUUUGUGCGUGACGGCUACCUGCAGCUGCUCUACCAAACCACAUCUGCCUGCCCGCCGCCCGUCCUACGCUGGCUUUUCCAGCUGAUGAGCACGAGGCCGGACAGGAGCAACGCGUUCCGGGCGCUGUGGGAGAUGUGGAUGAGAAGCGAUGACGAGCCCUGGUGCCCCACGCUGCAGGACGUUGGCCAGGCCUUUGCCUACAUGGGCGCUGACCUGCAGGCCCUGCGCUGCCGGCGGCUGCUGCCCCCCGAGCUGUGCCCCAUGGACACGAGGCUGGAUCCGAAAUGCUCCGUGGAGCAGGGAAACCCGGGUGCCGUCAACACGCUGGCCCUGGUGACGCAGCUGGGGGACGUCUGCAAGCUGCUGACGGUGUGCGUCCUCGCCUGCCCGUGCCGCUACCCCGACCGCGCCCGCCGGGAGCUGGUGACGCUGCUCUGCUUCCUCAGCCUCGACCGCGAGCUGCGCUGCCAACCUCUGCCCGACGUGUGGCACCUCCUGCACUGCCUGCUGGAGGGCAUCGCGGCCUGGAAGGAGCAGCUGCCCGCGCUCUGCCUGUCGCUCUGCCGGCUCUCCCGGCACCACCACAACCUGCUCGCCGUCGCGCGGCUGCUGCCGGACGUCACCGCCAGGCAGAGGGAGCUCCGCAGGCGCCUGAGCCUUUGCGCCAUGGCCCAGCUGCUGGGGAAGGCGCCGUGCACCGUGCUGUCCCUUAGGGCGCAGGAAGAGCUGCCUGCGCUGGAGCAGCUGCUGGCGCAAUCCUGGCCGGACAGCCUGCAGCUCCCCACUGAGCCCGAAGCGACGGACGUGGAGCAGGAGACCUGCUACCUGAGCCGCAGCCUCCUCUACCUCGCCGACAUCGUGGUGGGCACGGAGCGGCCGCGCAACGAGCAGAAGGGGCAUCUAGAGAAGCUGUGCACCCAGCUGGAGCAGUACUUUGGGUCGUGGCUGCGUGAGGACAUGGGGCAGUUCUACCGCUCCCAGCUGAAGAACCUGGCCAUGGUGCUCUACGUCAAGUGGCACGAGCUGCUGAAGUAAGGGGGCACCCCGGGGUCCCCAAUAAAC
Tympanuchus pallidicinctus (lesser prairie-chicken) is the source of this 2021-nucleotide messenger RNA. It is a transcript of the gene FAM178B, whose product is annotated as family with sequence similarity 178 member B. Lineage: Eukaryota; Metazoa; Chordata; Aves; Galliformes; Phasianidae. The record is from RefSeq and is a predicted model, not a curated record. The transcript has 15 exons. Bases 75 to 1994 code for a protein of 639 amino acids.